CAGAUCAUGUUGUUUUGGCGGUAGGAUUAUGAUAUAAAACUGCUCUUUUUUGGCUUGCAUGGCAUCAUUGUUUCAUUUGUACCUGAGGAGGACGAUAUUGCCGAACUGUUGUGCGAUAGCAUGGCCAAUCCGCCAGAUCCGAGUCCACACGUCCGCAUUCAUGGCGACGCCGUACCCUCACCGUGGUGUUCUAUACAUUACUAUGAGCUGAACAGGCCCGUUGGUCUAUGGGUCUUGGAGAACAGCAACAAGACCUCCAUUGUCGUUGAUGGCUCCUUCACAGGUCCUGACCAGCAGCAAGACCGAUUCUCACUGGGCCUCCUCUCCAACCCAGAUCGUGAUACUGAUAGCUCCAUUGACAGAGCCCGCAAGCACAUUGGCAGAGGCAUGCGUAUGGACUAUAUUGGUGGUGAAGUGUUUGUCGAAUGCCUGAGCGAGGCCAGCCUGUUUGUGCAGUCGCGCAACGCCAAUAUCAUUAAUCACGUCCACCCAGCUACCGUGUGCAAGCUGACCAAGACACACAACAUGAGGGUCUUCGACAACCCACGGUUUGAUGCUGAUCUGACUGAAGCUGUACAUCAGGGACGCGAUGCAGUCAGCAAACUCGCCUCUAAGUGCCGUUUCAAAGUGAGCUUUGUCAAGGGCUGGGGCCCAGGGUAUCACCGAAAGCAGGUGACAAGUACUCCGUGUUGGAUUGAAGUCACUCUGCACUAUCCCCUGCAGUUGAUCGACAAUGUCGUUUCGCAAAUGGAUGCCGCCCAUCAGCCGCCCAGCUCUACAUCCUGAAUGCUGCUGCUGCUAUCAGGCCAUGCGCUGCUUUGGUGUGUUGCGGGUGGCGGUGUGUGUGUGUGUUUGUGUGUGCGCGCGCGUGUGUGUGGGUGUGUGCGUGUUAGUUUGGUGCGUCCAGGUGACUCUAGAGAGUGGUCAGUGGUGAAGAAGCAUUAUUCUACUAUGGAUUAGCAGGUAGACACAGCAUUGAGAACCUGGCUGCUAGAGGUAAAACAUAACCCGAAACUUGAGUAUGGUAGUAAUCGUAGGCGAUCGCUUGUGAUCUCUUUUCUAGUCUUGCUCGUACCCCUAUUAGUGUUUUUUAUUACCUGUGUAUUUCUUUACGGUUUCAAUGAAACGGUGCCUUCCGUACAGUAAGUUGUCGUCGCCUCCUUUCGGUUGUCUUACGAGAGCAGUCCUGCCUGCUAGCUACCAAUCUGCCAUGUGUUUGAUUAUUAACAUGCCGUAGCUUGUUGCGCUACUUGUAAAUAUAUUCCUCUCGCUCGGCUGGUGUUUUUGGAUUAUGAUGUAGGACGCCCUGCCCUGUACAUAUAUCACUAUAAUUAUUAUUACUCUACGCCAUGUCCAUUGCAGGCAAGCAAACAAAGCAGUAGUUUAGUACAUGAAUAGCAAGCAUAAAACGAUGAUCGGUGGUGGCAGAGAAUGUACGUGUGUUUUUUCUAUCGAUAUCUUUUCGGUGCGGCGAAAUAGUCUAGUAUAACCCGUGCAGCGCUGGUCUUUCUCAGUACAUUAUUAUGAAACAAUCGAUUUGCUUCAUGCUGAUAGUCCUGAUCAUUGCCUCUUGUCCUUUUCGGUUUUUUUUUGUUUUUUUUUGGCACCUAUGAUCAGGGGAUGGCCUUUUUGGUGAAGAAGAAGAAGAAAAA
Messenger RNA from Sycon ciliatum, 1652 nucleotides. Its product is annotated as mothers against decapentaplegic homolog 1-like. Gene Ontology annotation, molecular function: DNA-binding transcription factor activity, RNA polymerase II-specific; I-SMAD binding; RNA polymerase II cis-regulatory region sequence-specific DNA binding. The transcript is spliced from 3 exons. Gene Ontology annotation, biological process: anatomical structure morphogenesis; BMP signaling pathway; cell differentiation. The coding region runs from base 121 to 786 and encodes 221 amino acids. The record is from RefSeq and is a predicted model, not a curated record. Gene Ontology annotation, cellular component: heteromeric SMAD protein complex. NCBI's taxonomy places the organism in Eukaryota, Metazoa, Porifera, Calcarea, Leucosolenida, Sycettidae.